Messenger RNA from Symbiodinium natans, 237 nucleotides. Lineage: Eukaryota; Dinophyceae; Suessiales; Symbiodiniaceae. The record is from the annotation of a GenBank genome assembly.
AUGGACCUUUGUGCGACGUUGAGGCAGCUUGAGGACUUUUUCAAUGGCUGCCGAAAUGAAUGUGACCAGAAGUGCGUCAUCGACAAUCACGAGGUUGAGAUCUUGCAGGGCCCUUCGUUGGGCACCCCAAACUUUACAGAGUCCUUCUGUCCCUCGGGCCGUGCAGACCUCUGCACUCCACGCAUCGCUUCGGGAGGCUACUAUUACGGCGGUGCUUCUGAGCGAUCUGGAAGAUGA